Molecule: messenger RNA, 3122 nt
Organism: Folsomia candida
Lineage: Eukaryota; Metazoa; Arthropoda; Collembola; Entomobryomorpha; Isotomidae
Exons: 5
Coding region: 71-2779 (902 amino acids)
Biological process (GO): carbohydrate metabolic process
Molecular function (GO): chitin binding; hydrolase activity, hydrolyzing O-glycosyl compounds
Source: RefSeq, a predicted model, not a curated record
AUACGCCAGUAUAUGGACAUCCGAAAAUCACCUUAAUUAAUUACGUGUGUUAAAUUCUCAUAAAAUCGAUAUGAUUUUACCAGUCUUCCCGUUGAUAAUAUUAAUAGAAUUGCAUUAUGCCGUGUCGCAAAGGCCUAAGGAAUUUCAUGUAAUAUUGUACAAAGACAAGAAUUUCAAAGGACCUUCCUACGACACUGGUCCUCCCACCAUGUACUGCAUUCCACUUUCUGUAACUUUAGCAAAGGAAGCUUCGUCCGUGAACACGAAGGGCAACUGUAUUCGACUCUACGAACAUCGAAACUGUUCAGGCACAUCGACCCGAAUCUAUCCCGGCAGUAGUGGACACAGUAAUAUGAAAGACGUUGAUUUCAACGAUCUUGCUGAAGCGAUCGGCCCUUGUUACGAGCACGAAAUGGAGUACAGGGAAUCUCGCACGCAUGUUCAUGACAAAUUGAGACGUCGAAGAUCCACAAAAUCCUCUAAACCAUUAAUAUCCUCGUCCUACUAUACAAACACUACAACACUUGUAAACCGUUCCCCAAAAUUUUUACCUUGGCUCUUACCAGCAAUUAUUGCGGGCACCGUUGCACUUGGAGCAGCAGCAGCAUCCAACAGGCCGGGUCCACCACAGUGCAUACGGUGGAUGCCUGAUCUAUUUUUCCUAGGCAUUGCUGCCCUUCAGAGUGAUCAAUAUCAAAACAGAAUCAUGGACGCACCUUCCAGACUGGCCUUUCACGUCCAUCGGAGUUCUAACGGGAGAGUAGAAGGUGUACAUGCUUUUAUUCGAAGAGAACACUUGGGACAAGGUACAUCUACGAAUGACCGUAUUCGAGUAUACGCAAGGUCCAUGGGUGAGCGUAAUGACGAUGCUGGACAUAUCAUAGCGCAAGGUUUAGGCGGAAGUGGAACCAUGGAAGAAAAUAUAUUUCCACAGAAUUCAAAUAUUAACCGAGGGGCUUGGAGAGAGGCCGAGAGCAUGGUUCGUGACGUGGUAGAAGCUGAUGGCCAAGUAGAAUUCUCGGUUAUUUUUACCUACGAUAAUGCCCGAAGUACUCGCCCUAGUUCGUUCAUAUACAGGAUAUCUUCCUCUAGAAUAAAUUUUGUUAACGAUAUGCUAAACCCGAGAAAUAUUGGGGGCAGGAAGGAAGAGUUUAUGAUAGGGGAGGGAAACAAUGACACCCUAUCGAGGCCAAGCUUUUCGUCUCCAGAGUACAAAUCGGCAUCUUGCGGGAAACGAUUAAUUGGGUACUUUCCAUCCUGGGGAAAUACGACCUUGCGAGACACCCAAGCAGCAAAGCUAUCCCACGUCGUGUUUGCCUUUUUCCAAACCCUACCCGAUGGAACAAUCCGUCUUGGCUCAGCGGAUCCGAACAAUUCCCCAAAUCCUGAUGAAGAUUGCCAUAUCAAAACUAAGAUUUGGUCAAUUUCUAAAAGUCCUUCACAACUUUUCGCACCUAAAGGGAAUAUCGCGGCCAGCUCGGUCUUACGAGAAAACUUUAUUUCCUCAGUUCUCCAGAUCUUAGAGGAUUUCGAUCUAGAUGGCGUAGACGUAGAUUGGGAAUUUCCCGUGACAGGAGGCGCCGUGGAGGGAAACCCAUCCGACGAGGAGAAUUAUGUCGAGCUCAUGACUGAACUGCGAGAGGCAUUGAACGACUAUUCAUCCCGAGUUGGAAGAUCAGAACCGUACCCAAUUUCAUUUGCGGGUGCCGCCGGUCAAUGGACGUUAGAUCCAGGUUUUGACAUUGCUGGGCUUUUACAAUAUGCGCCCUCAUGGGCCCUCCGCGCUGAGGAUGUGGCGAGUCGAGGUGGCUUCACGGGAUCAUUCCUGCCAUGGAAAUCUAUAAAACAUGACAUCCUUAGUAACUCUGGAUAUGUAGUCAAAAUGCAUGAAAAAACAAAAACCCCGUAUGCAUAUAAUGCUGUUGAAAGGAAAUUCUUAGGGUUUGAAGAUCCAGUUAGUCUCGCGGCUAAAGUUUCAUACGCCAAGGGAUACAAUUUGGGCGGAAUGAUGAUCUGGGCGUUAGACCAGGAUGACGACGCCGACACUAUGCUAAGCGUUCUUUCUAAUGGGAACUUGUGUGGACAUUUUGAUCCAUUUGAGGUAACACAUAGAUGUCUCCCAACCGAUGAGAAGAGAUGGUGGACACCCGAGGAUGGCAACGGUUAUGAGGGAAUGUGUGGCAAGAGUGCCCCCUUGAUAAACGAAUAUUACCCAGUUUGCGAUCCAGAAGACCCAGGUUACUCGUGCUGUGGGGCGUACGGUUAUUGCGGUUCUGGUCCAGACUUUUGUGACUGUCCAACAUGCAAGAAUUAUGGUAACGAUCCGUCCCUUAUGCUUGAAGAACCGGUGAAGCCGACUCGUUUAUCAAUCGCGUGGUACACAAUGUCUGACGGGGAAGGAAAGUGGGGCCGAUGCGGCCGACCAGCGCCACCUUUAAAUGGCAACAUACCCAUAUGUAAUCCCGACGAUGCAAAUACACACUGCUGUUCCUCGUCUGGGUAUUGUGGGACGGGCCAGGAAUUUUGUGAGUGUGACGGGUGCGGCAAUUUCCUCGAUAAUCCGGACUAUGUAUACCCCCCAAAGAAAUGGUGGGACUGGGAAGAUGGUCCUGACAAGAGUGGCCGGUGUGGGCCGUCCGCUCCAUUGUUGGAUGAUGGAGGAAUAGCGGAAUGCAACGCGGACAGUGCAGAUGCUCAUUGUUGCUCACCAUCGGGAUGGUAUGGAACUGGGGCAGAUUUUUGUGAAUGUGAUGGAUGUACGGAUUUCAGCACGAAGUGAAGCUAAUACUUAGAAUAAAUAUUAGUGAUCUUAUUCAUCAGGAGUCUAUAUGGUGUAUUCGCAGGGCAUAAUUACAUUUUACAUUUAAAAAUCUACACGACCAGCGCGGUACAAAAUUGCCACCAUCUGAAAUUUAAAAAAAAACCUUAAGCUAAUUCAGAGUUAAAAUGUCUCAUUAAGCUCUCGUCCGGACGGAAGAAUACUAUAAUAAACCGCUGUAAAAUCUGAAAAAAUUACUCUGUAUCUAUGUACUUAUACAUAAGUAAGUAAGCAAUAAGUCAUUAAUAAUAUCAUGGGACUAGCAAUUUUUUUAACGAACUUGAUGCAUAUGGCAUCAAUUUCU